Molecule: messenger RNA, 2313 nt
Organism: Ilyonectria robusta
Lineage: Eukaryota; Fungi; Ascomycota; Sordariomycetes; Hypocreales; Nectriaceae
Product: kinase-like domain-containing protein
Exons: 6
Coding region: 1-2313 (770 amino acids)
Biological process (GO): peptidyl-serine phosphorylation; peptidyl-threonine phosphorylation
Molecular function (GO): protein serine/threonine kinase activity; ATP binding
Source: RefSeq, a predicted model, not a curated record
AUGGCUGCUGACGGGGCGCAUAUAAGACAUGCAUAUCUCGUACGGGACAUGCCCGGGACGUCUCGCAAACUACGGUCGGUGACCCCCAUAGGAGGUUUUCAGCCGGAUACUAUGAGCCCCAAACCAGAAUAUUGCCAUGGUGGCCACGGACACUUAUAUUGGUCCGAGAUGCCUGGCGCAGGUCGUGUUCAUCUUUCCAGCACACGUCACAUCAUGUCACAAGCAACGCAAGACGUUGGACAGGCAUUCUUGGUUGACCACAACCGUCGUUCUCAACGACAGAAUCCAGAGCUGUUCCCCGAUGGCAGCCAUGGCAGCACAACCUUCCCAACCGGUAUCUCGAGACAAUCUGAUGUGUCAAUCACCUCGACUCAAGUAUACGACUAUGGGUUGAGCUUGAUGCCCGGAACCGAAAGCCAGGAUACAUCGUUCGAAUCGCAGGAUGGAGACAGCAUUACUGCUCAAUCCGGGGAGUGGUCCAACAAUGACUAUCCCUCGCAAGACUCAGGCGGCAUGGACAAGGACCUGCAACAAUUGCUCUUGACGGAUCUCUCCAUCGAAUCCAUGGAAACGCUCAUUUCCAAAGCUAAAACACGGCCAAAGGGUAGGUGUCAUUGGUUACCUGCUAGCGAGCUCGACCGCAUUUGCAAACGACGCAUCGUUCUUCAUGAGCUUAUGAAGGUAUUCCCGAACAAUGAUGCAGAAAAAUACACCAAAUAUGUCUGUGGUGAUCCCAAAGAUUCCGAAACUGAAGCAAAAUCGAGUCGAAGAAUAUUUACUAUCCUGGCUAGUAUCUCGAAAAUCGCAGACCUCCCAGCUUUUGUUGAAGCCGGGUUGCGAGAUGAACAUCUUCCUUUUAUUUGGCUUGAGGAUUCUAGUACGGAGCUCUACAGCCCAUCGUCACCAUACAAGAAAAGGCCGCUACCUUGCUUCACCGAGAAUACCACGGCUUUGACGCAGAAGUUUUACACGGAGCAGUGGCAGGUCCUCGUGCCCUUCAUCACACAAGGCUCAAAUCACGAUGUCAAGGAGUACCACCUGCAUAGGGACACCAUCAUGCCUUGGAAGACUUAUGGCAAGGUGAUAGAAAGCGGGUUCUCCAAAGUGCGCCGCGUGGAGAUACACAACGCCCAUCAUACCUUUCACCAACACAAAGCUUUUGCGCUCAAAACCCUAUCUGAACACAAUCCCAUCCGAGCAGCCGAUGAGUUCAAGUCGGAACUCGACGUCUUCCUGAAGAUGAAACCACAGAAUCACCUCCUCGAGCUUUGCGCUGCUUUCAGGUUUGAGAAUGAGGAAUCUGGCGACAUCUACUCAUUCUUGUUUCCUUGGGCAGACGGCGGUUGUUUGAGAGAUUUGUGGUGCAAGGAACCCACCGACAUGUUGCAGAGCGUAACGCCGUCCCAGUUUCUCCUCUGGAUCGCUGAGCAAUGCCACGGACUUGUUAUGGCUUUGAAUAGUAUGCAUGACUUGCGACAAGAAGCUCUGAAAAAGGCCAAUCAGGUGGACGCCAAAAGGGAAGAAAACGACGAGUACUACGGUAUACACGGCGACAUCAAGCCGGAAAAUAUCCUCCACUUCAGCCAGCUCGACAGCCCUACUGGACUGGGUGUUCUGAAGCUUGCCGACUUUGGAUUGACGGACUUUCACACGCUACGCUCACGAACGAUGAAAGCACAUCAAGUGAACAUGCCGAUGCCGGCACCCACAUACAAGGCCCCGGAACUGGUCGUACCGGGGGAAUACUUCUCGCGGAAAACCGACAUCUGGGCUCUCGGAUGUGUCUUCUCUCAGUUCAUGACCUGGGCUAUUCGUGGCGUCGGAAGCGUUAAGAAGUUUGACGACGAGCGCAUAGAUGAGAGGGACGUCAAUGAGAAUAAGGGUGAGAGCAAGUUUGCUCAAGAUACUUUCUUCAAGGCGGAGCAUUUUCCAGGAGGAUGGCUUGAUAACCUCCACCAAACUGUCCGAGGUGAAGAAGGCAACAACUUCCUUGUAGACUUCUUAGACCUGAUACAAUGGGAUAUGCUCAAGAUCAGGAGACGCAUUCGAAUUGGAAGCGAAGACCUUGUGGGGAGACUUGCCGAGCUCGUGCCCAAGGAACUGGAUCAGCGGCAGAAUCCUUAUUGGAACCCCCAGCUUCCAUCAUUUUCUAGACAUCUCACAACGGACUCCGCGCUACCAAGAUGUCCGUCUGGGAUUUUAUCUAAUGGAAAGAGGCCGGCAGAUGACUCAAUUGGGGGAAGCCCGAAGCGAAAGCAGUUGCCGGAUCGCACCGUGUCGUUUGAUCUGACGGUGAGCCCACCAGACAAGUGA